Molecule: messenger RNA, 3849 nt
Organism: Colletotrichum fioriniae
Lineage: Eukaryota; Fungi; Ascomycota; Sordariomycetes; Glomerellales; Glomerellaceae
Source: RefSeq, a predicted model, not a curated record
AUGCCAUCAAACCAGCUCGGCGCCGUACAAGGCCCGCAACCUGCCGAAAAACAAGCGGUCGAGAGUUCAGAAUGGCGGUCUUCGGACGACAAAACCCCAGAGGAAGUCACCUGCUUCUUAGCGGAAGAGCAGGGCGACGAGGACGAGGAUGCGGAUGCGAAAGCAACUGCCGAUCAACGCCUCGCGCCAAAGACGUCCCAACUGGAAAAGCGUGAACCCUUCGACCCGGUCUUGUGGUCGUCUAGGAAGAAGUGGACGCACGUCUUGGUGGUAGCGUUCAUCACCUGCGUCACACCCUUGGCUUCUGCAGUGUAUACCCCCGCGUUGGACCAGGUGAUUGGCGACUUCAAGAUCGAGGACAACCCCACGCUAGCGGACCUGACGGUCUCGGCCUACGUCCUCGGCUUCUCCGCCGGACCGCUGCUCCUCGCACCGCUGAGCGAGACGUUUGGGAAGAAGCCCGUGUACCAGAUUUGCAAUGUGGUCCUGCUCGCGUGCAACUUGGCCUGCAUGGUAGCGCCAUCGGCCGAGUGGCUCAUCGUCUUCCGGUUUCUGGCCGGGUGCGCCGGCGCGAGCCCCAUUACCCAGGGCACCGGGACGGCGACGGACGUCAUGACCAAGGAGAAGCGUGCGCGCGCCAUGUCGGUCAUGGCGUUUGGGAGUGUCUGCAGUCCUGCGGUUGGGUCGGCCCUCGGGGGCGCGAUUGCCCAGGCUUGGGGAUGGAGAGGUUGCUUCGGGUUUCUUGCUUUGAUGGGCUUGAUCAGCACUCUUCUGACUUAUCAGUUCAUGUGCGAGACAUAUCUCCCGGUCCUUCGGCGAAAGUACGCUUUGUUGGGAGGUGCCGAUGACCUCGAGAUGGAACUGAGCGAUGAGAAAACCGUUGCCCCGAAGCAGUCUCUCAGGAAGCUGCUCUGCAAGGCCGCGCUCCGCCCAUUCUCCCUCAUCUUGGAGCCGAGCAUCCUGCCGGCUAUCCUGGUAACAUCGUUCUUCUAUGGCCUUCAGGUGUGGUUGUACAUCGACGUUCCGAUGACAUACAAGGCAGUGUACUCCUUUAACACCGCAGAAGCAGGCCUGGCAUUCGCGGGCAUGGGGGUUGGCAUGUUCACCGGCCUUCUCAUCUUUGGGUUCCUCACCGACGUCGUCGUGAGGAGGCUAGCACGCGACGGAGAAAGGCUGCCUGAGCACCGGCUCCCACUUCUCAACCUGGCAGCCAUCCUUGUUGUGGUCGGUCUGAUCAUCUACAACAUGGCUGCGAGGCCCGGGGUAUCCUACCUGGUGCCCCUGCUUGGAAACUACCUUAUUGGCAGCGGAUUGUUUGCCAUCACUGCUGAGAGCUACGAGCUUGCCGACUACAAAAACAUCUCCGCUCAGAAGGCCGCAAAGGACCUCGAAGCCCGACGAGAAGAGAAAAAACUUUGGAAGAGAAGGUGGCUCGACGAGCAGGACGAUAUGAAAUUCUCACACAGCAUCCAGUUCAAUGCUGUUCCGGACUGGAGCAGUCAUUACAUUGCCUACAGCAACCUCAAGAAGCUUAUCUACCAACUCGAGAAGACAGUCCACCAAACCUCCUCAGGCGACGCCGAAUCAAGGCCUCUUAUUCGAAACGAAGAACCCGAAGAUGUGUUUAGCCGUGCGCUUGGUGUAGAAUUGGAGAAGAUUUGCUCCUUCUACGUAUCCAAGGAGGGCGAGCUCCUCGACGAAGUCAAUCAACUCUUGGGAGAUGUUGGCAACCACUCUUCAGAGGAUGACGAAAACGAUGGCGAACCCAGGCGAUCAUUCGGCAGCGCCUCCCGGCCGGGACUAUCGGUCAACGGCAGGAGAACUUCCGUUUCGAUCGACGGCAACAUGGAGGAUAGUGACGAUGACGAGGAAGACGACGAAACCACCGGCUUGACGAAGAGUCGUUCAAGCCUUGGGGGCGGCAGACGCAAGACUGCCCCGAAUCUGGGCCACUCGGUCACUGAUAUGACCGCUUCAACCGAGCUGACGCUGGGAAGAUCGCUGCGGCGGUACAGCACGGCAAACGACGAGAUGCCGGAUCAGACCUUCCUCUACUCCUCAGGCAUCAUGCUCAAGAAGCGCAUCAUCAGCCUCUACGUCUCGCUCUGCGAGCUCAAGUCGUACGUUCAACUGAACCGGACGGGUUUCAGAAAAGUCCUGAAGAAAUUCGACAAGAUUCUCGACAAGGAGCUGCGGGUCAAGUACAUGACUGCCAACAUCGACUCUGCAUACCCAUUCAAGCCGGAAAACAUCAAGACUAUCGAGGAGAACAUCUCCAAGAUGGAGAAGGCGUAUGCCGAGAUUGUGACCCAGGGCGACGAGGGACUUGCCAAGCGAGACCUGCGAUCUCACCUCCGCGAACACGUUGUUUGGGAACGUAACACUGUCUGGCGAGACAUGAUUGGUAUGGAGCGUCGCGCAGAGGCUGCGAGCUUGGGCAGAGGGCUUCUGGGAAGGGAUGGAGCGACGGGAUCUAGGCGACUGCAGGGCGAUGAUGAGCUUGCGCCAAUCACCAAGGAGGUCGUCACUCCUGUGGGCCGUUUUGUUGUGCCGACGUGGGUUGCCAACACGCCUCUGCUCACUCUCCUGAUCGCUGUCGGCGUUUUCCUCCUUCUCCUUUUCCUCCCCAUCAUGGAAAAGCCCGAGCAACAGAACUGUUUGGCGUUGCUUGUGUUUGUCAGCAUCCUUUGGGCUACGGAGGCCAUUCCAUUGUUCGUUACGUCGCUUAUGAUACCCUUCCUCUGCGUCGUUUUGACUGUCGUUCGCUCUGAAGAGAAGCCCUACCGGAGGCUUGAUGCCAAGGCCACCACAGCCUACAUCUUCUCGGCCAUGUGGACACCCGUCAUCAUGCUUCUGCUCGGUGGAUUCACCCUGGCUGCGGCUCUCUCCAAGUGCAAGAUUGACAAGCGGCUCGCGACUUUUGUCCUGAGCAAGGCCGGAACCACCCCGCGCACUGUGCUCAUUGCCAACAUGCUCGUGGCGGCAUUUGCCAGCAUGUUGAUCAGCAACGUCGCUGCGCCAGUUCUUUGCUUCUCCAUCAUAGAGCCCAUGUUGCGGACCCUACCUUCAGAGUCAAACAUGUCCAAGGCUGUCAUCAUGGGAAUCGCACUCGCCUCCAACAUCGGCGGUAUGCUAUCCCCUAUUGCCUCGCCCCAGAACGUCGUCGCUAUUGGUAUCAUGAAGCCCGCGCCUACCUGGAUUCAGUGGUUCUUCAUCGUCAUCCCUGUCGGCAUCGUCUCGUUGCUCCUCAUCUGGAUCUUGCUGUUGAUCACGUUCCAACCGAGCAAGGGAACUACCAUUGCUCCGAUCCGUCCUGUGAAGGAAAAGUUCACAGGCAUCCAAUGGUUCGUCUCCAUCGUCACGCUCAUCACCAUCGGCCUCUGGUGCGGUAGCCACCAGAUGGAGUCCAUCUUUGGUGACAUGGGUGUCAUUGCCAUCAUCCCCAUCGUCCUCUUCUUUGGCAUUGGUAUCUUGACCAAGGAGGACUUCAACAACUUCCCGUGGACUAUUAUCAUCCUGGCUGCCGGAGGCUUGUCUCUGGGUAAAGCCGUCAAGUCAUCUGGUCUUCUGCACACGGUUGCUGGCGUUGUUACCAAGGAGGUUGAGGGUAUGAGUCUCUACGUCGUCCUCGUUGUCUUCUCAGCCCUUAUCCUCGUCAUCGCCACUUUCAUCAGCCACACGGUCGCAGCUUUGAUUAUCCUGCCGUUGGUGUUUGAUGUUGGCUCCAACAUGGACGAACCCCACCCGAACCUGUUGGUCAUGGGUGGCGUUUUGAUGUGCAGUGCCGCUAUGGGCUUGCCGACAAGUGGUUUCCCCAACAUGACGUUCCCAACAUCGGCAGAUUACUGA